AUGCCGCUUUUAAAGGGAGGUCGGUACGCUGUUACUCGAACAAAAAAGUACCUUGAUGCCGGUAGAAUUAUUUUCCGCGAAAAUGUAAAAAUCAUGGCCAUCAACACCUUGUCUAAAGGUGAAAUAUCCGAAGGGGCUCGCGAAUUUAUCAAAUGGCAUUUACCUCCUCUUCAAUACAAGAACCCUUCCGUCCAAAUUGUUACUUUGCGGGACAUUUGUCCUACACCUUUUAUUAAAUUCUACCUUUCCGACGGUAGAGAAUUCAACGUUGACUGCUCAUUUCACACCGCUGAUAGUAUUCAAGAUCAUAUUGCAUUAGUUUGCGCCAAAACCUACGACACCAUAAAGAGGGAGGAAGUGGAGAAUCAGAAAAUUGUAAAUCCGGCGAAUUUUGGGUCAAAAUAUCCACGUCAGUGUAUAUGUGAAGUGUAUGGUCAGGUUCCGUGCUCAUCUCAACAGGGCAAAUCAAAGCCUUGGGAGGGGCAGGAACCCAAUUUACCUCCCAUGCCGGAAGAGGUUGAAAAAUCUCCGUGA
Messenger RNA from Echinococcus granulosus, 534 nucleotides. RefSeq names its product 28S ribosomal protein S25. Gene Ontology annotation, molecular function: structural constituent of ribosome. Lineage: Eukaryota; Metazoa; Platyhelminthes; Cestoda; Cyclophyllidea; Taeniidae. The transcript is spliced from 3 exons. Gene Ontology annotation, cellular component: mitochondrion. The record is from RefSeq and is a predicted model, not a curated record. Bases 1 to 534 code for a protein of 177 amino acids.